This is a messenger RNA of Anthonomus grandis grandis, 2825 nucleotides long. Its product is annotated as leucine-rich repeat-containing G-protein coupled receptor 5-like. Gene Ontology annotation, molecular function: protein binding. Lineage: Eukaryota; Metazoa; Arthropoda; Insecta; Coleoptera; Curculionidae. The coding region runs from base 254 to 2752 and encodes 832 amino acids. The transcript is spliced from 4 exons. The record is from RefSeq and is a predicted model, not a curated record. Gene Ontology annotation, cellular component: extracellular matrix.
UUAUAGAGCCAGAUGGUCUAUUAAAAAGAGGCAACAUUAAUUUUCAAUGUGCAAGAAAAAUAUUUAUAUAACGAUUUUGUGUGGGUUGUAUCUGGCUAAAGCAUAACUUUUAAGCGAUAAAUUCGUUGAUAAACGGACAAUUAACAAUAAUAUUUUUAUUAGUAUGUUAAUUAAAGUGUGGUUUAUGAUUUCGCAUCGGGCGGCUGCCUCUUUAAUACACGCGCAUCAAUAAAACGAAUAAAUUUUAAAAAAAAUGAUUCUCGCAUCUCUCCUAAUUCUCAUCAUUACCAACGGAAGUUUAUCAUCAAAAUGCCAGAUAAAGCACCACGAGUCCAAGUGGAACAUCAGCUGUUCCAACACCAGUUUCGAAGACUCUUUGUACUACAUUUACGACGCAGUUUACAGGCCUGAGAUUUCCCUAAGACAAAUUGACCAACUACAAAUAACCCAGUAUAAAAUAUCCACCCUCGAAGUACCACCAAUUACCGAUAAAGUUACGGUCGUUAAAUUAUCAAUAAAUUUUUGUGAAGUGGAAAAUUUCACCAGCGAGUCCUUUAACGAUAUUAACGUGAAAAUACUCAAUUUGGCUUUUAAUAAAAUCAAAAAUGUUACCGAACUGCUUAUAGGUGGCUUAGAGGAACUUGAUCUUUCACAUAACAGCAUUGAGACAAUCGACUUCGCAAUGUUCAAAAUGAACUUGAAAGUAUUAAACUUGUCGUUUAAUAAAUUGACUGAAUUGGUGUUUAUGAUAGAGCCUGGAUAUUUUCCAGUAAGUGAAAAUUUGGAUCUGAGCCAUAAUCGGUUAUCAAAAAUAGAUUUUUAUUUGCCUUUUGCUUCGAUUUCUACAAUUAACUUGCAAUAUAACCAAUUAAAAGAAGUCAAAUAUGCUCUUGAUAAUAGCAUUAGCAUAACAAAAUCCUUUGAACUAUCUAAUUCAAUAAUUAAUGAUUCCCUAUUAGGGAACUUAAUAUCGCAAGUAUCCACUGGAGGAGUUUUUAACGUUUCAAAUUGCUCUCUGCAAGCUAUUCCGAAUAUUCACAUUUUUGAGAAUGAUUUAAUUCUGGAUUUUUCUCAUAAUAAAAUACGACACCUUAAUAACAACACGUUAAGGUUUAACACUAUUAAAGAAUUAAAUUUGGCUUAUAACGAGAUACUCAAACUAAAUCGAACUUUUUUUGGAGAAUUCUAUGAAAUGAUGACCCUAAAUCUGUCUCACAAUAACAAGUUGCAAUUAGAGGAUUAUAACUUUAAUUUCUCUGGUAUGCUACGCAUAUUAGACUUAAGCCAUUGCGACUUAAAGCAUUUGCCUGAUUAUGUUUUUAACGGGAUCAUUGGACUACGGACUUUGAAUUUAGAGAAUAAUCUUUUGGCCAAUUUAAGUACCAACACUUUUAAAUUCCUCCCUGAAAUAGAAACAAUUAAACUUAUUUAUAAUAAGUUAACGAUUUUACCAGAAGGUGUGUUUCAAUCUUUACCGGCAAGGUUUAUUGACGUAUCUCAUAAUGAGUUGACUAAAAUAGAACCUAAAGCAUUUAAUACCCUACUAAAUCCCCUUGAGAUUUAUAUUGAAAAUAAUAGGAGAGGAUUAGAGAUUGUUAAUGAGGCUUUUUUUAAUUUGAGCGAUAUUGGGAGAGUGUCUUUAAGAAAUUCUAAUUUAUUAAGGUUUACCCUGAAGUCGUUCAAUAAAGUGGGGAAAUUCAGGCAUCUUGAUAUCAAAAAUAAUGAUUUUUCCCAAAUAAAGUUCAAUAAAAAAAUCCAUUUAAAGCAGCUGGAUAUCAGUAUUAACAAUGGAAGUAUUCCUUCAAAAGCUUUUGUAGGCUUAGGAACUUUGCUCACUUUAACCAUAUGGAAUUCUCACAUAAGCAGCAUGAAUAAAAAAGCAUUUCAAGGACUGUAUGAUCUAACAAAUUUAACUUUAAUAAAUACCCAUAUUGACAAUCUAGAAUAUGGUGCAUUAGACGGUUUAUUUCUAUUAAAAUCGUUUGAUGCUAAAGUGAUGUUUUCUGGAAAAGCAGCAUUAAAAGCCGACACUUUUAAAGACUUAUAUACAAUGCAAACAUUGGACUUAUCAGACUUGAACCUUACAACAAUUGAACCAAACACAUUUACAGGUUUAUCCCGAUUAUUGUCACUCAAUAUGUCAAAUUGUAACAUUUCCGUUGUAAAUCCAGCAGCUUUUGAUGGACUUAUUGAGACUUUAUCGUUAGAUUUAAGUUUCAAUGCCAUAAAGUCCCUAAAAGUGAAACAGCUUAUUGGUUUAAAUAACUUAAAGACACUGAACUUAAGUCAUAAUGAAAUAACGGAUAUUGAAAUAGGCGCUUUGCAAUACUUCCCUACACUGGAAAAACUAAAUUUGAGCUACAAUAACCUCACGGAAUUCAAAGUGGGAACGUUUUCAAAUUUGAAAUCUCUUCAACGUUUAGAUCUGCAAAGGAACAGCAUCUCGAACUUGUUAUUCGAGACUUUUUUCCCGCUCGAGUCUCUCGUUACGUUAAAUUUGGAAUUUAAUAAUUUAAAAACGAUCGGGCAUUUGCCGUUGGUGUCCAAUUUAAAACUGUUGCAGCGGAUCAAGAUCGCCAAAAAUAAAUGGAAGUGUGAAUUUUUGGGUGACAUGCUGAUCACGUUGAAGAAGUACCGCAUCGAUUAUUCUUCGGACAAUAUCAAUUAUAACGACGAUAACAUUAAUGGGAUUGAUUGUAUUGAUGUUUGCAAGUACUUGUUGUGUUUAAAGGAUUCGCACGGUAUCAAUUGAGUUAUGUACGCGGGAUUGUUUAGUGCAGUAGGUUAGAAAUUGUUAAAAGCGUAUUAUAUUUGUAUAUUAAGAA